CUGGUCGCACACAACUCCCUUCCCCUCGCUUCUCCUCUGUAGCCCUACCGCCGCCGUUGCCGCUGCCACGCCCGGCAGCCCCCGUCGCCGGCCAAAUCGUUGACUCAGACUACAGAUCCGGCCGCCCCAGUCUAUUUCCCGCCGGAUCCCAUCGUCUUCGCCGUCCGUCGCGCCUGGUGCAAGGAGCUGCGACCCCAUGGCCCGGAGGAGCUGUCCCCAACGCCAUUGACGCCCAAGAGACGCUCCCAAGCCAGGAGUGGCACCAGGACGACCGCGCCUCCAAGCAUAAACUGCAAGUUUCAAGUAUGUCUGGGGCUGCUGAAUGGAGCGUUGAAAACACUCAGAUUAUCUGCGAGUUGUUUGCUGAGCAAGUGAACGCCGGAAAUAGGCCAGGCAAUUACUUGACACCAAAUGCAUUUGAUGAGGUAGGAAGGCAAUUUAAGAUGAGAACUGGGCUAGACUACACAUAUACACAAUUGAAAAACAAAUGGGACAAGCUUAAAGGUGAUUUCAGUUUGUUCAAGAAACUCAAGUUCCGGGAGACCGGAGCCGGAUGGGACUAUGUGAACAACACCGUGUCACAAGAUGAUGAGUGGUGGAAAAAGGCCAAAAUUGACAUUAAAGGUUGUGGCAAGUUCAAGAAGAAAGGUCUUGCUAAUGAGCAAAACUUGCGGAUUAUAUUUGGAGAUAUCACAACUGAUGGUACAGACCAUUGGAAUCCCUCUUCCGGCAUACCUCCCCCCUCUAGUGCAGCGGUGAAAGCCGCCAUCAAUGUUGAUGACAUCGAAGAUCUUGAUUUGGAUGAUACCGAAGAACAAACAUCUCAGGCAACACCUACUUCAUCUAAAGUGAGGCUUGGGAUCGUCAUUCCGGAGAAGAAGAAGAAACCAAAGACCGCACAAGUGAUGUGUGAGCAAGUUACAAGAAUUGGUGACAUUGCUGAGGCUUCUCACUCAUCAUUCCAGUCUUUCAUGAAGCAAGAUGAGGCAAACUGUGUCACCUCGGUCAUGGAUGAAGUCAUUGCUUAUGGUGCAACAGUCGGUACCGGUGAGUUCUUCAUGGCUAGCGAGUUGUUUGUGAAGAGGGCGCAAAGGGAGAUGUUUCUGUACAUUCCUCUUGAGUCCCGAAAGAGUAGGACCUUCAAAAAUAAGGUACACUGGAAGAACCGGUGCAACAACACAGAAUGUGAUGGCAGUAUGUGACUUUGAUAUGCAUUUCACCUAUGCUUCAAUUGGACAACCGGGUUCUAUGCAUGAUACAAGUGUGCUAUUUCAUGCAAUUGAAAAUGACAAGGCCACAUUCCCACAUCCUCCCAAGGGCAAGUAUUACCUUGUAGACGCCGGCUAUCCUAAUAGGGAUGGCUAUUUAGCACCGUACAAAGGUGAACGCUAUCAUGUCCCCGGCUUUCAACGAGGUGCACCCCCAACUACUCCUGUAGAGAAGUUCAACCGGAUCCACUCCUCCAAGCGCAAUACCAUAGAGAGAACCUUUGGUGUGUGGAAGAUGAAAUGGCAAAUCUUGCUCAAGAUGCCAAACUAUUUGAUUCAAACACAAAAGAUGAUAAUUGCGGCUACCAUGACACUACACAACUAUGUCCGCCUCCAUGACAAAGAGGAUAUCCACUUUCUUCGGUGUGAGAGGGAUCCGGAUUAUGUCCCAACUAUUCCAGAGAGAUACAAGAAGUAUGUUAUUCCUUCAAAUGCAUCGGAUUCUUCAACACCCGCGGAAAGUGGUCCUAACAUGAAUUUGUUUAGACAUGAACUAGCUACCGCCAUUGCUCUUAGUUGGUGAAGUAAUCAUGUUCAUGUCUUUAGAUGUGACACCAUUUUGAUUUGCAAAUAUAUGCAAAUGAAACUUUUGUUGUAUGACAUAUAACAAAGUUGGUUAUCCGUCUUUAUUAUAACUUGUCUUAACUAGGAAUAUUUGUGGCAAGUUCAAAAAUA
Triticum dicoccoides is the source of this 1943-nucleotide messenger RNA. Its product is annotated as L10-interacting MYB domain-containing protein-like. The coding region runs from base 306 to 1202 and encodes 298 amino acids. The record is from RefSeq and is a predicted model, not a curated record. Lineage: Eukaryota; Viridiplantae; Streptophyta; Magnoliopsida; Poales; Poaceae. The transcript is spliced from 4 exons.